This is a messenger RNA of Trichobilharzia szidati, 4651 nucleotides long. The record is from the annotation of a GenBank genome assembly. Lineage: Eukaryota; Metazoa; Platyhelminthes; Trematoda; Strigeidida; Schistosomatidae.
AUGGAGGGAGAAAAGUGGUCACCUAGAGCUAAACAUCAAAAAAUUGUUGAGUUGGAUGACAUUCCAGUGGAAAUCACGGGUUACUCUCCGUCUCGAUUUCGGACUAUUUUUGCUUACCUUGGCAUGUUUAUAACAUGUGGUCUGUUAAGACUUGUUUUUCAUUGGUUUCCCCACUGGAUGCUGAUGUGCAUGAAUAAAAAAUGCAGUUUGCUCGAGGCUGAGAAAAUUCUUGUCAAGGAUGCAUAUGGUAUUUACUACAUACAUGAUGUGCUUGUUGAUACGAUUGAAGGGAUCAGGAAUAACGCUGAUAAUGGCUGCACCCUUAAGUCUGGAUCAUCCAUGAGAUCUCAUAUGGCAUGUCAAAGAAACGAUGAUGGAAAAAUUUGUUAUUUUAUGCACAAGUGCCUGAAAUACAUUUGGAACAAUAGAACUAAUCAUUUCGAGCCUCUCAGAGGUUGGCACGAAGCUCCAUACAAAGAGGUUUUCUAUUCUAAACCUCUAAAUAAUGAGACAGUAAUUAGGCGUCGUGCUUUGUAUGGGAUAAACGAAAUAAGUAUUAGCCUCACUCCUAUCGUUAAAUUACUUCUCGAAGAAUGUUUCAAUCCGUUCUAUUGUUUCCAAAUAUUCAGCUGCAUCUUGUGGUAUUCAGAUGAGUAUUGGAUGUAUGCUACUUGUAUCGUCGUUAUUUCUGUAAUGUCUCUUUCUUGGCAAGUUUAUGAACUGCGUAGAAACGAGCGAACUCUCAAAGAGACUAUGUGCAUAUCUUCUACUGCAAUUGUUUGUAGAGAAGAAGGCGGCACUGAAGUAUUCAGUGAAGUGGAUUCGUCAUCUUUGGUUCCUGGUGAUCUAAUUGAAAUUCCACGUAAUGGAUGCUUGGUUCACUGUGAUGCUGUUUUAUUAGCUGGAAAUUGUAUAGUGAAUGAAAGUACCUUGACCGGUGAAAGUGUUCCAGUCACUAAAGUUCCAUUACCUGAUAGUCCAUCGAAAGAUAGUAUGUUCGAUAUCAAAUUGUAUAGUCGACAUAUUUUAUUUGCUGGAACAACAGUUAUUCAGACAAGAAAUUAUGCCGAUGAACGCGUAAUGGCUGUGGUUGUACGUACCGGCUUUAAUACAAUUAAAGGCGAACUUGUACGAUCAAUACUCUUUCCAAAACCGCUGAAAUUCAAAUUCACUCAGGAUGCUUUUCGUUUUGUUAUCGCUUUGUCUGUUCUUGCUAUUAUCGGAUUAGCAUUUUCAGUCUAUUUAAUGGUAAAAGCCAAUGUUGGUAUUGGGGAUAUUAUACUGCGUGCAUUGGAUCUUGUUACGAUUGUUGUCCCACCAGCACUGCCUGUAGUCAUGACCGUGGGUAUUGUUCUUGCUCAACGACGUCUACGCUCAAGUGAAAUAUUCUGUGUCAAUCCAAGUGUCAUCAAUGUCUGUGGAGUGAUUAAUGUUGCUUGUUUUGAUAAGACUGGUACUUUGACUGAAGAUGGCUUGGAUAUGUGGGGUAUCAUACCGUAUGAAGAUGGUCUAUUCGGUGAUCCAGAACUGGAUCCAUCACAGAUAGAAAUUGGUCCAUUAAUGGAAUGUUUAGCUACGUGUCAUUCAUUGACACUGAUCGAAGGAGUUCUCUCCGGUGAUCCUGUUGACUUAAAAAUGUUUCAGUCGACUAAAUGGGAAUUUAUUGAAGAAGCUUCUGAUCAUUGUAAGUUUGAAAUGGCUGUCCCGGCUAUUGUACGUCCUUCAAGUGCAAACAGCGUGAAGAAGAACGUUUCAAAAGAAGUUGAAAAUGACGAUAUUCCAUAUGAAGUGGGCAUUUUACGUCAAUUUCCAUUCAGUUCAUCGUUACAACGUAUGUCAGUCAUUGCUCGUGCAUUGAAUCGAAAUCAUUUCAGUAUAUACACUAAAGGUGCACCAGAGACAAUUGAACAAUUAUGCAGAUGUGAUACGAUUCCAAGUGAUUUUCAUUCAACAUUAUUGGAAUAUACUCGUGAAGGUUAUCGAGUGUUAGCGCUAGCCUGGAAACCACUGAAAGCAAAUUAUGCAAAAGUGCUACGUGUUCCAAGAGAACGGGUUGAACAGGAUUUAUUGUUUCUUGGUUUACUUAUCAUGGAGAAUCGAUUGAAACCGGAGACAACUCAAGUGAUUCAAACAUUAAGAUAUGCUAAUAUUCGACCUGUUAUGGUGACCGGUGAUAACAUGCUGACAGCAUUAUCAGUCGCACGGGAUUGUGAAAUGAUUGACGAAUUAGACCGGAUAAUUCUUGUAUCAGCGAAACCUCCACCUUCUUCAUUUCAUCAGUCACCUGACAUACAUUUAGUUGCAAAUAAUCCAACUGAUAUAUCAACGCAAUCAUCCAAUAAUGUCUCUUCAAAUCAACAAAAUAUCUACUGUGUUAAUCCUUCAGCGCUUUCUGCACAUAUGAUACAACCGGAGAAGAAUAAACCACACGCUCGUUCAAGUUUCAAUGCAACAAGUUGUUCUUUAUAUCAAGAGAAAUUUUUUGAACAACAACAACAGCAACAAGAUGAUUCACUAGUUGAAUUUCAUUAUGCAGAGGAUUUACACAGACCUGUAACAGAAGUAACCGCUACAACUGAAACAUCAUCAACACGGAAUUAUAAAUCUCAACGUGCUACAACUAGUUCAUCGACAAAUGAUAAAGAUAUAUCUCAUUCAUCGUUAAGAGAAUUUAAAAAAUCUCGAAAAUGGAUGCGUCGUAUAUGCAAAGGUGCUCCGUGUUUGCCAUCAGAUAGUGCAUGUCACUCUACGCCUGCUUCAAGCCCGUUAACUGAUGUCACACAAGUACCAAAUGUCUCUUUGAGUGAUCAGUCCCGAUUGGAUUCAUCCAAUGAGCAAAAACAUCAACAUAAAAAUCAGCAAUAUCAACCGAUAAACGGUAUGUCAUGCCUAAGGGGUAGACAUCAGUCGACACCAGUGAAAACACCUCAUCCUGUCUCCAUACGUAUGCUUGAUCGACCCGAUUUCCAUCUGGCUAUGUCGGGUAAAACUUGGGCUAUCAUACGAGAACACUAUCCUUGGCUUAUACCGAAGCUUGUAGUCAAAGGUACUGUGUUCGCACGAUUUCUACCUGAACAAAAAGCUCAAUUGAUUGAAGCCCUCCAGUCGGUUGGUUAUUUUGUUUCAAUGUGUGGUGAUGGUGCUAAUGAUUGUGGUGCACUGAAGGUGGCACAUGCUGGAAUUGCAUUAAGUGAAGCUGAAGCCAGUGUUGCUAGUCCUUUUACAUCAAAACAACAGAAUAUCAGUUGUGUUCUAACACUUAUUCGUGAAGGCCGUUGUGCGUUAACUACUAGUUUUGGUGCAUUUAAAUUUAUGGUUGGCUAUUCAAUGAUUCAAUUUUUUUCAGCCAUCCUUUUGUAUUAUAUUGGCAGCAAUAUUUCAGAUUUUCAAUUUUUAUACAUUGACUUUUUUCUUAUCACAACUCUUGGUUUAACAUUUGGCUAUACCCCUGCCUAUCCCCGCCUGUCUGUGGAACCUCCUGGAAUGCGAUUAUUAUCCACUGUAACAUUAUUAUCUCUGGGUUUACAAUUGUUCACUUGUGCUCUUGUACAGUUCGCUGUAUUCACAAUCGUUAGAAUGCAACCAUGGUAUUUGCCUCUGAAUACAUAUCAUGAAGACUAUGAAUUACUGAACUAUGAAAGCACUGCGGUAUUUACUGUAUCCGUGUAUCAGUAUAUCAUAUUGGCUAUUGUCUUCUCUAAAGGAGCACCCUAUCGUCGAUCGAUUUUCUCUAAUUAUAUAUUUCUUUGCAACGUCGCUGUAUGCGUCGCUGCGUCUCUGUAUCUAACCUCCCACCCAACUCAUAUUAUUCGUCACUUAUUCGAGCUUUGUCGAAUACCUUCAGUUGUUUUUAUACUUAUCCUGCAUGGAAUAGCUCUUGGGAAUUUGUUAUUUGGAUGUAUUUUAGAGUCUAUUGUAGACGGUGUAUCAUUUCGUCAACGUAUACGUCAUAUUCGACUAGCCCUGUUCCCUAGACAUGUUGCACGUAAAGAUUAUGAACGUAUACGUGAUGAAAUUGAUCGUUUGGCUGGUGUAUGGCCACCAAUUAUACGAUCUGCAAGUGUACAAGCAUUACCAAGAGAACUUUUCAAUGAAUCUAAUGUUAACGCAGAAGCUGCAUCACAAUUAAAUUAUUCAAGAAAACGUUAUAAUUCUGGACUUUCAACAGAUAGUGAAGAUGAUAAUGAUGGUGAUAAUGUUUCAAUUGGUUCUCAUGUGAAAGCUGUAUUAUAUAAUAAUGUGAAUGAUACUACUCCAACUCACUUUCUACCGACGUCUGACAAUCCGCCAAAAAGUGCUAUAGAGAACCCUACUCGUAAGAAUCGAACACGUUCCACCAUUGAGGUAAGGAGGGCAGUUUCGAUCAGUAGCCAUAGACGACAUUCUUUUCAUACUGGUGAUCUUGACAGGAAAGAAGCAAAACGUUCUACUUCAAGAGAAGAUGCUCCAAAACAAUACACACCCAUAGUCUCCAAGGUAUCAGACGAUGAACAUGUACGAUCUCACAGUGGACGUAGACAUGAUACAUAUAAACAUCUUGUUGAUGCUCAACCUCAACUGAAUCCAUUCCAUUCAUCUACAAAUUGCUGACAGUUAGUAUGAGAAAAAAGUUAUUGAUUCGCUUUUUUCCUUAUAUGCCCUUCGUCUUUCG